This is a messenger RNA of Centrocercus urophasianus (Greater sage-grouse), 2719 nucleotides long. It is a transcript of the gene MARS1, whose product is annotated as methionyl-tRNA synthetase 1. The record is from RefSeq and is a predicted model, not a curated record. Gene Ontology annotation, cellular component: cytosol; aminoacyl-tRNA synthetase multienzyme complex. The transcript is spliced from 21 exons. Bases 1 to 2667 code for a protein of 888 amino acids. Gene Ontology annotation, biological process: methionyl-tRNA aminoacylation. Gene Ontology annotation, molecular function: ATP binding; methionine-tRNA ligase activity. Lineage: Eukaryota; Metazoa; Chordata; Aves; Galliformes; Phasianidae.
AUGCAGCUGCGGGUGGCGCCCGGCAGCCCGGCGGCGCUGAAGGUGGUGGCGGCCGCUCGAUGCGCCGCCGCUCCGGUAGAGCUCUGCUGGGCCGAGCCCGGAGAGCCGCCGCCGUCCCCGCUGUGCCCUCCGUGGGCCCCCGCCUUGCGGCUGGAGAGCGGCGCGGUGCUCUUCUCCCCCAACGCCAUCUGUCAGUAUUUCUUCCUGCGGCGCGGCGAGCAGCCCACCGACCUGACCGCGCAAUGGCUGGAGUGGGAGGCCACCGAGCUGCAGCCCGCCGCUCUGGCGGCCCUGUAUGCCCGCCUGGUGCACGGCAGGACGGGCGCGGAGGCGGCGGCGGCGCUGGGAGGAGCGCUGGGCCACAUCGAGAGGAGCUUGGCCGGGAGAGGCACGGCGUACCUGGCCGGGGACGCCGAGUCGGUGGCGGACGUGGUGGUGUGGGGCACGCUGUUCCCUGUGCUCCGAGAUGAAGCCGUGCCCGUGGCUGAGCCGCUGCAGAGCUGGUUCCGGAGCAUGACGCUCUCGGAGGCGUGCAGGAGCGCUGCUGACACCGUGCUGCUGCCGCAGCGCCUGCAGCAAUUUGCGGCCUGCCUGCAGAAGCUGCCCCCGCUGCACCCACCGCCGGACACGGCCGCAGGCUGCGAGGACGACGCGUCGGAGCAGGCGCUGACGGAGGAGGACGUGGCAGCGGCUGUGGAUGCCUGGAAUCGCGGUGCUGCUGCGCUGCCCAAACCCUGGAGGCCUCCAAAGCCCGUGUUGCCGGUGGAGGGCAUGAGGAACGUGCUGAUCACCAGCGCCCUGCCCUACGUCAACAACGUGCCCCACCUGGGCAACAUCAUCGGCUGCGUCCUCAGCGCCGACGCCUUCGCCAGGUUCUGCCGCCUGCGCAACUGGAACACGCUGUACGUGUGCGGCACGGACGAGUACGGCACGGCCACCGAGACCAAGGCGCUGGAGGAGGGGCUGACGCCGCGGCAGAUCUGCGACAAAUACCACGCCGUGCACGCCGACAUCUACCGCUGGUUCGGCAUCUCCUUCGACUGCUUCGGCCGCACCACCACGCCGCAGCAGACCGCCAUUUCACAGGACAUCUUCCAGCGCCUGCAGGCCCGGGGCUUCGUGCUGCAGGACACGGUGCAGCAGCUGCACUGCGCCGGCUGCCAGCGCUUCCUGGCCGACCGCUUUGUGGAGGGCGUCUGUCCCUUCUGCGCCUACCAGGAGGCGCGCGGCGAUCAGUGCGACAAAUGCGGCAAGCUCAUCAACGCCGUGGAGCUGAAGGCCCCUCGCUGCAAGCUGUGCGGUGGCAGCCCUGUGGUGCGGCCCACCCAGCAUCUCUUCCUUGACCUGCCCAAGCUGGAGGAGCGGCUGCAGCCGUGGCUGGAGAAGUGCUGGGCUGCGGGGAACUGGACGGCCAACGCGCGCUACAUCACGCGCUCCUGGAUCCGCGAUGGGCUGCGGCCGCGCUGCAUCACGCGGGACCUGCAGUGGGGGACGCCUGUGCCUCUGGACGGCUUCAGGGACAAGGUGUUCUACGUGUGGUUCGACGCCCCCAUCGGCUACCUGUCCAUCACUGCCAACUACACGGAGCACUGGGAGCGCUGGUGGAAGAACCCGCAGCAGGUGGAGCUGUACAACUUCAUGGCCAAGGACAACGUGCCUUUCCACAGCGUUGUGUUCCCCUGCUCGCUGCUGGGCGCCGAUGACAAUUACACGCUGGUGAACCACCUCAUUGCCACAGAGUACCUGAACUACGAGGACGGGAAGUUCUCCAAGAGCCGCGGCGUGGGGGUGUUUGGGGACAUGGCCAAGGACACGGGCAUCGCCGCCGACGUCUGGCGCUUCUACCUGCUGUACGUGCGGCCCGAGAGCCAGGACAGCGCCUUCUCCUGGAGCGACCUCAUGCUGAAGAACAACUCGGAGCUGCUGAACAACCUGGGCAACUUCAUCAACAGAGCCGGGAUGUUUGUCUGCAAGUUCUUCGGCGGCGCGGUGCCCCCCAUGGCGCUGACGCCGGAUGACCACCGGCUCCUGGCUCGCGUCACCGCGGAGCUGCGGCAGUACCACCGGCUGCUGGAGACGGUCCGCAUCCGCGACGCCCUGCGCUGCGUCCUCAACAUCUCCCGCCACGGCAACCAAUACAUCCAGGUGAACGAGCCCUGGAAGCGCAUCAAGGGCGGCGAGGAGGACAGGCAGCGUGCCGGCACCGUGACCGGCGUGGCGGUGAACGUGGCGGCGCUGCUGGCCGUCCUGGUGCAGCCCUACAUGCCGGCCGUCGGCGCGGCCAUCGAGGCUCAGCUCUGCCUGCCCCCGGAGCGCUCGGUGCUCAGCCACGUCUUCACCUGCACGCUGCCCCCCGGCCACCGCGUGGGCACGGUGAGUCCGCUCUUCCAGAAGCUGGAGAGUGAGCGCAUCGACGCCCUCCGCAAGCGCUUCGGGGGGGGGCAGGCAAAACCCCCCCAGCAGUCAGACCCCCCCUCAGCGCCAGGCGCGGCUCCCACCGACCCCAGCCGCAUCCAGGAGCUGACGGAGCAGGUGGCCCAGCAGGGCGACUGCGUGCGGCAGCUGAAGGCGAGCGGGGCGGACAGAGCGCGCAUCGACGGCGAGGUGGGCAAACUGCUGGCACUGAAACGGGAGCUGGCGCUGGCUCAGAACGCGGGGAAGAAAUAACAGAGCGGGACGGCGCCGUGCCACGCGUGUAAUAAAACACAGAUGCCGUACA